This is a messenger RNA of Sarcophilus harrisii (Tasmanian devil), 3942 nucleotides long. RefSeq names its product protein kinase D2 (gene PRKD2). Lineage: Eukaryota; Metazoa; Chordata; Mammalia; Dasyuromorphia; Dasyuridae. Gene Ontology annotation, biological process: protein phosphorylation. Gene Ontology annotation, molecular function: ATP binding; protein serine/threonine kinase activity. The record is from RefSeq and is a predicted model, not a curated record. The transcript is spliced from 18 exons. Bases 1 to 3705 code for a protein of 1234 amino acids.
AUGGGCGGCUUGGCCUCUGGCCUGCCUGUUGGGGCCGCUGGGGGUGCCCCUGUGCCCAUAGGUGUGGCCUCCAGCCCAGCCCACGACCCUUAUCGAGCGCUUGGGGCCCGACUGGGCCCUGUGCUGGCGGUGGCCAUGGGCAGUCACAGCGAGCACUGCUACAGUGGGGGAGCGGACGCCCGCAUCCACUGCUGGAGGAUCCCAGACCUCAAUAUGGACCACAUGGUUGGAGGUUCCCUCGGGGCCCCCGCGGCUGGAGAGGCCGGACUCUGCGGGAAGCGGCGGGAAGGGAGGAGCGCUCCCGGGAGCGGGGCGGCCGGGGCAGGGGCUCUGGGCCGGCAGGGGGUCCCCAGCCUCGGAGCAAGAAAACACCGCUUGGGGGGGGAGGGCAACAGGCGCUUUCUCGGUGGCCAAAGACUUUCCGAAGGCCCGGGCGGUGUCAGAAGUGGGGCGCUCUGCCCCCCCAGCUCCCGCCCUCGGACCAGCCUCUCCUCCCGAGCUCCCGGCCGCCCACCGCUCCCUGCGGGGGAUCUCGGGGCUCAGGCCCUGGAGGCCCCCCUCCCCCCCCGCGGGGGCUCCCCGGGCGUCCGGCCCGCCCCCCCGGGGCAGCCUCCCCCGGCCGUCCUGGGCUCGGAAGCCCGGGCAGGGGGUCUCUGCUGGGCGGGCCGGGGCCCCACGCGUGGGGGCUCCGCAGCAGCGCCGGGAAAGUUUGUUUCCGGGACCUCGGCGGGGCGGGGUCAGGAUGUGGGGGAGGAGUCGGCCUGGGGCCCCCAGCCUCGCCCUCCGGGCCCGGGGAGAGAACGGCCCGCGCCCUCGCAGGCCGGCCCGCUCCCGGAGAACCAGCCGCGGCUUCGGGGGCAGCGGGCUCCCCGGGGCCCAAACCGGGCCCCUGGGUGCUGCCCCCCCCCCCGGCACGCUGACGUCACCCCCGGCCACGCUGAUUGGCUGCUCGUGCCGUCGGUCAGGACACUUCCUCCUGGGCCGCCGCCGCCGCCGCCGAGUUACAAAGUUCUGAGCGCGGGGGGCGGGGGCGGGAAAGGAGUCCGACGACCCCCGCCCGCCCUCCCGUCGCGACGCCACCUCGGCCUGGCCCCAGAGCCCUGCGGCCCUGCCCGCGUGGGGCCCUGCGGGGUGUCCGGACCUUCUGACCUGGUCUCCUUCCCGCGGCCCGCCCCCCUUCUUCCGAGCCGGCCGAGCCCCCGGGCGCGGGGAGCCCUACCCGAGGGCGCGCCCCCUGCCCCCGAGCCACGCUCGCCAGUGGAUGUGGGCGUGAGGCGGCGGGCCCCCUCGCCCCCAUGGCCGCCUCGCCGCCCCUCCUCCCGCGGGCUCCCUGCAGUCUCUGGGGCCGCUGCCCCAGCCCACGCCGGAGCCGAGCUGUCCCCGCUGCCGCUGCCGCCGCCGCAGCUGCUCUGCUGCUGGCCCUGGGCCUGGCGGGUCUCCUUCCACAUCCAGAUCGGGCUCACCCGCGAGUUCGUGCUGCUGCCCGCCGCCGCGGACCUGGCCCACGUCAAGCAGCUGGCGUGCUCCAUCGUGGACCAGAAGUUCCCCGAGUGUGGCUUCUAUGGGCUCUAUGACAAGAUCCUGCUCUUCAAGCACGACCCCACCUCGGCCAACCUGCUGCAGCUGGUCCGCUCUGCGGGGGACAUCCAGGAGGGAGACCUGGUGGAGGUGGUGCUGUCCGCCUCUGCUACCUUUGAGGACUUCCAGAUCCGCCCCCACGCCCUCACGGUGCACUCCUACCGGGCGCCCGCUUUCUGCGACCACUGCGGGGAGAUGCUGUUCGGCCUGGUGCGCCAGGGACUCAAGUGUGAUGGCUGUGGGCUGAAUUACCACAAACGCUGUGCCUUCAGCAUCCCCAACAACUGUAGUGGGGCCCGGAAGCGCCGCCUCUCCUCCACCUCGCUGGCCAGCGGGCACUCUCUUCGGCUGGGCACCUCCGAGUCUCUGCCUUGCACGCCUGAUGAGCUGAGCCGCAGCUCAACCGAGGCGUUCUCCCGCCGCCUGCCCUCAUCUUCCUCCUCCUCCUCCUCCACAUCCUACAUGGGCCGCCCCAUUGAGCUGGACAAGCUGCUGCUCUCCAAGGUCAAGGUCCCCCACACCUUCCUCAUCCACAGUUACACCCGGCCCACCGUCUGCCAGGCCUGCAAGAAGCUCUUGAAGGGUCUCUUCCGACAAGGCCUCCAAUGCAAAGAUUGCAAAUUUAACUGUCACAAGCGCUGUGCCACCCGAGUCCCCAAUGACUGCCUGGGAGAGGCGCUGCUCAACGGUGAUGUGCCCAUGGAGGAGGCGAGCGACUUUGGGGACUCCGACAAGAGUUCCCUGAUGGACGAGUGCGAUGACGGGGGCGUCAUCCCCGGCUCCCACGCAGAGAACGCCCUGAGAGCCAGCGAGGAGGAGGAGGGAGAAGCCGGCAAGGCGCAGAGUUCCCUUGGCUACAUCCCCCUGAUGCGCGUUGUCCAGUCCGUGAGACACACCACCCGGAAGUCCAGCACGACCUUGCGGGAGGGCUGGGUUGUCCACUACAGCAACAAGGACACGCUGAGGAAGCGUCACUACUGGCGCCUGGACUGCAAGUGCCUGACCCUCUUCCAGAACAACACAACCAACCGAUACUACAAGGAGAUCCCCCUCUCUGAGAUCUUGGCUGUGGAGCCGGCCCAGAACUUCUCCCUGGUGCCCCCGGGCACCAACCCACACUGCUUUGAGAUUGUCACUGCAAACACCACCUACUUCGUUGGCGAGACGCCCGUCCUGGCUCCUGGCGGCCCCGGCGGCGGGCAGGGGGCCGAGACCGCACGGGGCUGGGAGACGGCCAUCCGCCAGGCCCUGAUGCCCGUCAUCCUGCAGGACGCUCCCAGCACUCCCGGCCACGCCCCCCACAGGCAGGCCUCCGUGAGCAUUUCUGUGUCCAACAGCCAGAUCCAGGAAAACGUGGACAUCGCCACCGUCUACCAGAUCUUCCCGGAUGAGGUGCUGGGCUCUGGGCAGUUUGGAGUAGUCUACGGAGGUAAAAUCCCACGGGCCCACAGGGAAGGAGACCUGCCAGCUGGCCCCCAGGAGCCCCUGUGCACGCGGCCCGGCUCAGGCGAUGUUUCCGGGCCUCUCCCGCCGCAGGUGAAGCUGUGUGACUUCGGAUUCGCGCGCAUCAUCGGGGAGAAGUCUUUCCGCCGCUCGGUGGUGGGCACGCCCGCGUACCUGGCGCCCGAGGUGCUGCUGAAUCAGGGCUACAACCGCUCCCUGGACAUGUGGUCCGUGGGGGUGAUCCUGUACGUCAGCCUCAGCGGGACCUUCCCCUUUAACGAGGACGAGGACAUCAACGACCAGAUCCAGAACGCGGCCUUCAUGUACCCAGCCAGCCCCUGGAGCCACAUCUCGGCCGGAGCCAUAGACCUGAUCAACAACCUGCUCCAGGUGAAGAUGCGGAAGCGCUACAGUGUGGACAAGUCCCUGAGCCACCCCUGGCUGCAGGACUACCAGACGUGGCUGGACCUGCGGGAGCUCGAGGGCAAGAUGGGGGAGCGGCACAUCACCCACGAGAGCGACGACGCCCGCUGGGAGCAGUUCGCCGCCGAGCACACGCUGCCUUACCCGGCGCACCUGCGCGGGACAGGAGGGGGCGCGGAGCCCGGGGGCGGGGGGAGGGUCGCGCAGGCCUUCCCGGACCACGAGAUGCAGGGCCUGGCCGAGCGGGUCAGCGUCCUCUGAGGCUGCUUGGCAACCGGAGCUCCCAGCGCCGCCGACGCCAGGAAGGCUGCCCCUUCUCUCAUGGACCCGCCUGCCCUACCCACCUGCAGCCCCCUUCCCUUACGGCUGGAGGGGCAGGAGGGCCGAGGGUGGGCCGAGGGAUGGCCAGGAACAGCUCGGGCUGCGCUUGCCCCGCCCCGCCUCCACGCCCCUCCCUUGCGCAAACUCCCCUGGAACAGUAAAGCCCUCCCCAUGGUC